UUAAUAAAGCCACCAAGCCACCAAAUAAAAUUCCAAAGACAGAAUGCAGAGGUUCAACAUUUUAUAUUUUACUGAUGAAACUUCGUAACAAUUAACAGAAGACUUUUUCAGCCCUUGUUUCCCUUUUCAACUUCCGUAUCUACUACACGAGCAACGAUUAAACUGCGUCAUAUUGUAAAACUGUGCAGACUGUUUAAGUCGUGAUCCUGCUCUCAGACAAAACAAAUAAUGGCGUCCCGGUGCUGGAUGGCAGUGGUUCUGACUGUGCUUCUGACUGAACACAUCCUGGCUGUGGACCAGAACAGACUGGCUGACAUUGUUAAUGGCAUCUUGAGACAGUAUGGAACCCAAGGGAUGUUCAGUCUGGCUGUAACCAUCCCAGAGAACCAAAACCUCAACAUCAACCAGGUGCUUCAGCAGGUUUUUCAAAGUGACCCUGCGGCAAAUGUCAGGAACAAGCUCAACAACAAUGAGGUUUACAUUGGCAACAGGGUGGUGGCAGCCAAACGUUACACACAGUCUUUUGGCACGGAUCAUGCAGAGUCACGUGUCGUGGAUCAUCUCAGCCAAAUCUUUAACAACAGCACCCAAAAUGAUCUGUUGUUUUUCUAUGUCUUUGCCUCCCCAUGUGUUGAGAAGUGUUCAAGUAGCACACACAGGCAGAACAUUCUUGGAAGGAUACAGUCUAUCCGUAGAUGGAGAGACUGGGCUUUUGUGUUUUCCGUUAUAUUCAGACCCAACAAUGCGCCAGAAAACACAGAGGAACAACGACAAGCAGCUCUUCAGCGUCUUGGAAACUCUGUUGACCUCAACAAGAUCUUCAGAUGUUAUGGACGUCAGUGCACCAGCUGCUACAGUAAUGGGCAGGUUGCACAGUACUGUAUUUCAGAUUAAGAUUGGUCCAAGUCAGUGGGUAAAGGUGCUGCUUCUGCGCCGACCCACAUUAUUUUAGCUUGUAAUGCUUCUGCUGCCUGCAUCAUUAUUAUUAAAUAGUGUAUGAUAUGUGGCUGUUUGGCACAGUAGUUAGUGCCUUGUGCUCCUGUUGCCCAGGUUGCAGGUUCAGUCAGACAUUUGGCAGAAAAUGAAUAAAUAAAAAUUGUUUCAAUAUACUAAUUCAGUCCACUGAUAUUUGAUCUUAUAUUGUGUAAUGCAUUUAUCAAGUAAUUCUUAAAUUUAAAAAAAAACAUUUGAACUAUGUCAUUUCACUAUACUGUAUAAUUUUGAUGUCAAUGAUCUAAUUAAAAGUUGCUUCUUCA
Betta splendens (Siamese fighting fish) is the source of this 1256-nucleotide messenger RNA. RefSeq lists its product as uncharacterized. NCBI's taxonomy places the organism in Eukaryota, Metazoa, Chordata, Actinopteri, Anabantiformes, Osphronemidae. The record is from RefSeq and is a predicted model, not a curated record. The transcript is spliced from 3 exons. Bases 229 to 894 code for a protein of 221 amino acids.